CUGAGCUGCUAGCAACAGCAAACACAGUUUGUUAGCAACUACUGAUAUAAAUUAACGUUGGAUUUGAUCGCAGCACAACAAACAUAAUCUUCUAUUGAGCCCCAUGGCGAUGAGUCGGGCAAUGGUCCAUGAAGAGUUUUGGAUACACAAAGAGUGGCUGGUCCACCAGGGACAUCAUCGGGCACUGGAACACAGAUAACACCUCUAAACUGAUAAACCAUGAUCCCCAUCACCGAGCUGCGAUACUUUGUGGACACACAGCCAGCAUACCGCAUCCUGAAACCAUGGUGGGAUGUGUUCACCGACUACAUCUCCAUUGUUAUGCUCAUGAUUUCUGUGUUUGGAGGGACACUACAGGUCACCCAGGACAAGAUGAUUUGCCUGCCCUGUAAAUGGGUGGUCAAUGAGACCUGCAAGAAGAACUUCAAUUCCACCUUCUCCACAUCAUUGUUUUUGGAGCCCAAAGGGAUUCAGUAUGAUCUGGACCGUCACCAGUACAACUAUGUGGAUGCUGUGUGCUAUGAGAAUAGAUUGCACUGGUUUGCCAAGUAUUUCCCCUACCUAGUGUUACUUCAUACUCUUAUUUUCCUAGCUUGCAGCAACUUUUGGUUUAAGUUUCCACGGACUAGUUCCAAACUAGAGCACUUUGUAUCCAUCUUGCUGAAAUGCUUCGACUCUCCAUGGACAACUAGGGCGCUGUCAGAGACCGUGGUCGAAGAGAGUGACCCAAAACCAAUGAAAAUGAACGGUUCAAUGGACCACAAGGAGUCCGUUAUCAGUGAGGAUGUUGAAGCAAGUGUUCCUAUGCUCCAAAGGACAAAGACGCGCUUUGAGCAAGGCAUUGUAGAUAGAACAGAGACUGGGGUUUUGGACAAAAAAGAGGGUGAACAGGCAAAAGCGCUGUUUGAGAAGGUGAAGAAAUUCCGUAUACAUGUUGAAGAAGGAGACAUUGUGUACAGACUGUACAUCCGUCAGACUAUUAUCAAAGUCAUAAAGUUUAUUUUGAUAAUCUGCUACACAGGGUAUUAUGUGCACGAUAUUAAAUUCAGUGUUGAUUGUUCAGUCAAUAUAGAGAGUCUGACGGGCUACAGCGUGUACCGCUGUGCUCAUCCGUUGGCUACACUUUUUAAAAUCUUAGCCUGUUUUUACAUUAGCUUGGUGGUGGUGUAUGGUUUGAUCUGCAUGUACACACUUUGCUGGAUGCUUCGGCGAUCUUUAAAGAAAUACUCCUUUGAGUCGAUACGGGAAGAGAGCAGUUACAGUGACAUACCUGAUGUGAAGAAUGACUUUGCAUUCAUGUUGCACAUGAUCGAUCAGUAUGACCCUCUGUACUCCAAACGCUUUGCUGUGUUUCUCUCAGAAGUGAGCGAGAACAAGCUGAGGCAGCUGAACCUCAACAAUGAGUGGACACUGGAUAAGCUCAGGCAGAGAAUAACUAAGAACUCUCAGGAGAAGUUGGAGUUGCACCUUUUCAUGCUAAGUGGCAUUCCAGACACAGUGUUUGACCUGAUGGAGCUGGAGGUGCUUAAACUGGAGCUCAUCUCAGAUGUCACCAUCCCACCGAUUAUCGCCCAGCUGGUCAACCUGCGAGAGAUGUGGCUGUAUCACACACCAGCUAAAAUCGAAGCUCCGGCGUUGGCUUUUUUGCGUGAGAACUUGAAGUCUCUGCACAUCAAGUUCACCGACAUCAAAGAGAUUCCCCUAUGGAUCUACAGUUUGAAGAAUCUGAGUGAGCUUCAUCUGACAGGGAAUCUCAGUGCUGAGAACAACCGUUACAUCGUCAUCGACGGGCUCCGAGAGCUCAAGAGGCUCAAAGUUCUUCGUCUGAAGAGCAAUCUCACCAAGCUACCUCAGGUGGUGACUGAUGUAGGCAUGCACCUCCAGAAGCUUUCCAUCAAUAAUGAAGGCACCAAGCUGAUGGUGCUCAACAGCCUGAAGAAGAUGGUGAACCUGACGGAACUGGAGCUCAUUCGCUGUGAUCUAGAGCGAAUACCGCACUCAAUCUUCAGUUUGCACAACUUGCAGGAGAUUGACCUGAAGGACAACAACCUGAAGACCAUUGAGGAGAUCAUUAGCUUCCAGCACCUUCAUCGGCUGGUCUGCCUUAAGCUCUGGUACAACCAGAUUGCCUACAUUCCCAUUCAGAUUGGCACACUGACCAACCUGGAGAAGCUGUACCUGAACAGAAACAAGAUUGAGAAGAUCCCCAGCCAGUUGUUUUAUUGCCGCAAGCUGCGCUUCCUGGACCUGAGCCAUAACAACCUGACCUAUAUCCCAACAGAUAUUGGCUUCCUCCAGAAUCUUCAGUACCUGGCAGUGACAGCCAACAGGAUUGAAAGUCUGCCUAAUGAGCUGUUCCAGUGCAAGAAGCUUCGCACUUUGAACUUGGGGAACAAUUGCCUGCAGUCUUUGCCGUCGCGCUUUGGAGAGCUAACUGGGUUGACACAGCUCGAGCUGAGAGGAAACCGUCUGGAAUGUCUGCCCGUGGAGCUGAGCGAGUGCCGGCAGCUAAAGAGAACCGGUCUCGUGGUGGAGGAGGACCUCUUCAACACGCUGCCCACAGAGGUUAAGGAACAGUUGUGGAAAGUUGACAAAGAACAAGCUUAAACAGGUUUGUCAAUGUGAGUGAAAACAGAUACUCACAAACUGUGCCCUGACACAGGAGGAAUGCCCAUACUUGCUGAAGCAGGCAGUAGACCUGCUGCAGUGUACUGCCAGUAAGGUUGGGUAUCAAGAACCAGUGCCAGUUUGACAGAACCCAAAUACUAAUUCUGGUAGCUUCUGGUUGUUCUCAUAGCUAACUGCCCGGUUAAUUUUGUUUAUUCCCCCAUGAACAGUCUUCUUUAGGUCUUUCCACUGUAACACAGUAAUGAUGCUUUUUAGCAAUAAUUAAGCACUGCCAUUGUGAUUGGAAGUGUGUGUUUACACACGAUGUAGCAAGGUGGUCUCUAAGACCUUUCUCUCCUGAUUGCUGAGUAUAGAUAAUAGUCAAACUGCUCACAGUUGCAUCAUAACAUGCAAAGGAAAAAAAUCAUGAAAUCUGGAAGGUCGAGAGGCCGAAACUCUUUUGUCUGUCUUUUAUUUUGUUUGGAAAAGAUUUAAGCUGAUGUUCACUUAAAAUGUUUUACAAGUCAUCUGAUUAUGUCACCAAAUACCAAUACCAAUGCCAUGAAGGCUUUUAGCUCUUUACCUUUUGUUCAGAACUGACCUGACACAAAUUUGAACUGUGUCUGUUUCAGAGGGAUGACAAUGGCCUUCAAAUACCUUCAUAUAUGCUUUGUUUGAAAAUGUUAAGAAAAUCAUGAGAGUAUGACACGAAAUCCAAAAUCAGGGAGAACUAAUGAUGAAUCAUGUCAAGACAGGUUGUAGAUUCUGAGAUCCUCGUGUCUGAGAAGGUGUUGUAUAAGGUUAGAAGGAAAGGGUCAUUGAGGACACUGUGUAAGAAAUGCAAGUGCUGUACAGAAGGAGAACCAGUUGUCUUUGGCUGGCCGGAGCAUUACAUUUGCAGGGUAGGGAUGUCACGAGGGCUGUUGAUGCCAAAAUUCUGAUGUCACAUGCCUUGGAGAUGCGAUUCUUCUGGGACCGACAAGGGUAGUAUAACCCUACGAGAGUGCAAGACUGUCAAACUCGAAGAGGAGGGCAGGGUAAACAAUAAAAACAACGCAUGGAAUGGCAGCAGCAUCUGUUUUAACAACACUACACACAACGUUCACAAAGGCUAACGUUAGCUUGUUAAGGCUAACAUAGCGACAGCUCAUAAGGUGAGCUAGGUGCUCACAAUAUUAGUGUGCUACUGUCAUUACUGUUCAAAUACAACUCUGACUUUUAGACAAAACUGCUGCUUGCACUUUGACUCUAUGGAGGUGUGUACAUGUGUGUUAGCAAACUGAGCAGCCCCCGUUUUUUCUGUUUUUUUGCUGUGGUAUCGACUUUUGUGGAAUUUCAUUGGUAUUGGUACAGACUUCCAAAUUUCUGGUAUCGAGACAUCCCUAUGGCAGGGUGAAGGGAUUGAUGGUCUCUUUCUGAGGAAAGGUGUGUGCUGUGUUUGAGGAAGGGCAGUUACUGUACUGAAUGCUACCCAGUGGACUAGCAUAACAAAGCAACAACUCCCACACAGUUACAUUAUUGAGGCAUCUUAUCAGGAAGCGGAUACCCAACCCUUACUGUCAGUAUACUAAGCAGUGGGAAUUGAGCAAAUCGUUUUCAUAGACAUGCUGCAUUCACAGUAUUUGUUUGCAAUGAAUUGCACAAAACAAAAUGAACAAAUAUGGGGAAAAUGCUGAAAAGGUUUUGAAUGAGAUGAGUCUUGUCUGCUUCAUAAGAAUUCAAGUGAAGUCUGAGGAUAACAGUGAUGUUGAAAUGCGUUUCAAAUGUUGACAAUAUGUCUGACACUAACACAGAUGCUUACCUGAAACACUAGAUUGAUUAAUUACCCUUGAUUAUGGUGGAUGCAACCACUGGUCUACCUGUAUGUCCUGAUAGUUGAGUGUUACUGUCUGCAAACAACUUAAAGACCAGACAUGCCCUCAAAUCUGUGUCUGGGCGCCUGGCCUUGUGUUCUUUUCAGUUUAUCAUAACAUUGAAAUAUGAUGUUUCUACUUAAUAGGGAAGUUAUUCUGUUAUUUUAAUAUAACUGAACUGCAUUACUCAAAUAUUGUGCAAUGUUCAGUGUAGAUGUUCAGCUGUGCACAAGUUUACAGCCACCUUUGAUGUGAACUAUCUUAAUUGCUACAUAAUGCAUACAUAAUUCAUUAAGGUGAAUUGAAGAAUAAUUUAGCAAUUUAAUCAGUUUUUAUAUAUAUAUAAAAAAAUUUGAAAGAACAAUGCAAUAAGGUCCAAAAUGGCCACUAAUGAAACAUCAUUAAAUCUAAAAUUUUAGCCUUUUGCUUCAAAAAGCUCAAAGCUUUUAAUAAACAAGCCACGUUCCACUUAAUCAAAAGAAGAAAUUAAAUUAAGUCAUUUCAGUGGCAAGAAAGAUUAGGAGACAUUUUUGAAAAGAACCAUGGAUUUCAGGUCAGUUGCCUUAACCUUAAUUUACUCAUUUUGUAUUAUGUCCUAUUUCUGUUAUUUUCGUUGUAGCAUCUUCAAAACAAAUGAUCAUACUCUUGACUAUGUUUUAAUGCAGAUAAUUGUCUUUAAAGCACUAAGCUAUCCAGGUCAAGAUGGUAAUGGACAGUUUUGCUGGUUUAUAUUUUGCUUUAAUUGCUUUGUUUCAUCACUUCCUGUGGACGCUCAGUAAGUGAUGAUACUUGAAACCUAUAAUCAAUUUGGGCAAAUAUUCAUAUAGUGUCUCAAAUGGGAUUAAUUAUUCUUUUCUGUUAUAGCCUCACCUUGUCAUUGGCUGUGCUAAUUUUAUUUUUACAUAAAGGGUCUCCCCUAGUGCAGCUUUAACUUUCUAAACCAGUUUUGUUGUGCACUGCUGACAGCUACCACAGAAAGUAAAAGUCUGACGGAAAUGAACAUUAUGAUUGAAAUUAUCCAGUAAAACUUCUAUCAUUGUUAUUUUGUAAAAGUGAUCUAGAAAUUUUGCACUUGGGUUUAAAGAUUAAUUACUGAAGUGACAAGCUCAUUUUGGGAAUGAAAGUGGAUUGUUUUUUAUUGUGUGAUGGAUUGUUUUUUUUGUGUGUUUGUUUUUGUGCCAGAUACACUCAUCUCAUAUGUUAACCUAUCCCUGCCAGGGAAAUAAAAACAGACACAAUGCUAAAAAUGAUUCUCAAAGAUUACAAAGUAAUAUCUUUUCAUUUUGACUUACUGAAUUAGAUCAGUGAGAUAGAUAAAACUUUUGACUUGCCACCUUACAGCAAGCAGGUCCUGGGUUCAUAGGUUUUGUCUUAGUUUCUCACAAUUUCUCAUAUUUUGUCACAGUUUUGGAUACAUUUCUCAUAGUUGUAGGAGAUAUUUUGAGAAGUUUUAUUUAUUUCUUCUUUUUUUGUUGGGUCUUGUCAUGAAUGGGCUUCCAUAUUUUUCAGGUCAGGUCAUCCAAUUGUUAUCGUUUAUUUCUCUGGCUUCAAAGUGAUCAUUUGUAGAGAAAAGUUGAAUACUUUUUUGCCUUAGAGAGUCUUUUCUGCACUUGCAUUUUGCCACAGUAAACAGCAUGAUGCUAAAAAUGUGGAAUUUAAGAUCAAUGCACAGCUCUGACACAGCACAACACACAACAGGGGUUCCUGUGUUUACUCUGAGAUAAAAUAUCAGUUUAUGUUUUAAUAAACCUAACUGCAAGAAAAGUUGGACCGUAGCAAUAUAUAGUACAAUAACUGGGUUGAAAAGCAUAGGAAUAGUUGUGUACAUUUAUUUCAAGAACAUGGUUAACUAUCCUAUAUUGUGCAAUAUUGCCUUUAUUUAAACUAUGUAAAAGUUAGUAGUGAUGUAGUUUUCUAAUGUGCAUGGGCAUUCUUUUUGUCACAUACAUUUUACCAACGUGAUGGUGAGAAUUUCAAGUUAAGUAGAUUAGAGGAGAUUUUUGAUUCUAGAGAAUGCUUUUGCACUACGGCACCUCUCCCACAAGUUACAUUUAGGUAAAUGCAAGUAAUGGUAUACAACUUCAGUGUCUACAAUGCAUGUUUUCUGGUAUAGGAAAGGUUCAAGUGAAUGACUGCCAGCCAUGAGAUUAAAAUGGUAUUUGAUUACUAUUUUAAGUAUUUAAGGAACUACACAUAGAAAAAACAAAUUCUCCUCAUCCUUACCUUUAAGUCCCAACUGGAGCAUUAAAUGAUAUCCAGAAUGCCUCAGCAAUACACCACAGAUUAAGACAAUCAACCAUCGUAAUUAAAAGCUGACAUCACAAAUGUCAAAUUUAAAGUCCUAUAGUGAGCACUGCAAGUAAAUGGUCAGUACAUUUAAAACUACUUUGUGUAGAUUGCUGAUAAAGUGGUAUCAGUAAAUAGAUUAGAUUUUUGUCUCACAGUCAUGGUUAAUCUUUUUGUUUUCUGUAUCUUCCUUUUUUUUUUUUUCUUUUUUUUUUAAAAUCAAUUUGACUCAUUUUAUUUUAUUUUCAUUUUGACAGCUAUUAGUAUUAUGAUAGUAUAACUAAAUUUCUCAGGAAACCAGCUAGCACUCACAUUCUUUUUUGAGUUGAUUGCCUAUUUUUUUAUUACACCUGGUAUUUUUAUUUAUUUAAACAGUUGUGAUAACAUUUUUAUAUGCAUUUCUAUAAAUUCUUUUCUAGUUUGGUGUAUUUAAUAUUGACUGCUGGUUUAAAACAAAAUGUGUUUGUGAUUUUAAAGAAACCACUUGGUUUAACCUUGAUUCUGUGUUUUCGUCAAUGACCAUGUAUUAAUUGAGUUGUGUCAUGUCAGAAUUGUUUAAUUGUCAUUGUGAUUAGCACAGAUGAGGUGUGUAUGAGUGUGUGUAUGUAGGUUUGCAUAGUGGGACUGUCACCCCUCGGUGUCCUCUUAAAAUGAUUAUUUUUGGGUACAAAAUCAUUUUCAAUGUUCCCUAACCCAGUUCCAGUCAUCAUAGGUGAUGUUCAAAUUUGGUUUUGUGUGGUAUUUUCUUUUUUUUCUUUGCCAAAAGUUUUUCAUUAAAAAAGGAACUCAUCAAUGCAACAGUAUUGAUAUGAAUGAUAUGGCAAUAAGUGACUAUUCUGUUUGAACAUGUCUCAUCCUCUCUUGUACACCAUCCAUUAGGGUAAAAUGAAAUAA
Messenger RNA from Seriola dumerili (greater amberjack), 7640 nucleotides. It is a transcript of the gene lrrc8ab, whose product is annotated as volume-regulated anion channel subunit LRRC8A. NCBI's taxonomy places the organism in Eukaryota, Metazoa, Chordata, Actinopteri, Carangiformes, Carangidae. The transcript is spliced from 4 exons. The record is from RefSeq and is a predicted model, not a curated record. Gene Ontology annotation, molecular function: protein binding. The coding region runs from base 220 to 2607 and encodes 795 amino acids.